Molecule: messenger RNA, 2343 nt
Organism: Oncorhynchus nerka (sockeye salmon)
Lineage: Eukaryota; Metazoa; Chordata; Actinopteri; Salmoniformes; Salmonidae
Gene: maf1b
Product: MAF1 homolog, negative regulator of RNA polymerase III b
Exons: 8
Coding region: 543-1286 (247 amino acids)
Biological process (GO): negative regulation of transcription by RNA polymerase III
Cellular component (GO): nucleus
Molecular function (GO): RNA polymerase III core binding
Source: RefSeq, a predicted model, not a curated record
AAAAUGUAUUUCAUCGUUUACAGUGGGCAGGGGUUAAAUACAGUGGAUUUAUUACGUUUUCAUCGACACUGUUGUGUGGUUUGCCUUCAAAUGAUCAGUAUUGCUCAUCAAAAAUUACACGGACUUUGCGAAGUAAACAGAAGCAGUGCAAGGGAUCAAGUCGAUUCGAAAAGGCGACUGACAGAAACUGUAGCUAGUAAGCUAACGUUAGCGUAUCUCGGUCAACGUAAAUCUGUCAAAAGGGAUGCCGCUGCAAUCCAAGUCAGACGGAUUCAGGGGUUCUUUGGAUUUGAUGUCGUCUAAUUUAAUCGGCAUAAGAAGUUUUUCGAUAAAAGCUUGAACGAUAAAUCAAUCUCGUACGAAUAUCUUUUUAAAUUGCUGAAGUUUAGGAACUAACUGCUCUGACACAGUCCGUGCUUGCUAGCUAACUUGCAUAACAACAACAAAUCUGUUGCUCGUCCUCGCCCGCUAAGAGAAACAUAAGUGAAAUUGGUAAAGACAUUUCAGUUUCACAAAGAGCAUCGACGUUAUCUUUGGCAGCAAUGAAACUGUUAGAAAACAGCAGUUUUGAAGCUCUGAGCUCUCAACUCUGUGUUGAAACGGGAGAGUCUCGCAUCCUUGGAAGGAUCGAGAGCUACUCCUGCAAGAUGGCUGGUGAUGACAAGCACAUGUUUAAGCAGUUCUGCCAGGAAGGGGAACCACAUGUCCUAGAGGCCCUCUCGCCCCCCCAGUCCAGCGCCACGAGCCCACCCCAACUAGGGAAGAGCAGUGAGGAUGGUGAGAACCCUCUGAGUGACAAGUGUUGCAGGAAGACAUUGUUCUACCUCAUCACCACGCUCAACGAGUCAUUCAGGCCCGACUACGACUUCAGUGCAGCUCGGGGCCACGAGUUCAGCCGGGAGCCCAGCCUCAACUGUGUGACGAAUGCAGUCAACGGCAGCCUGUACUCAUCAGUUGGAGUGGAGUUCAACUCCCUGGGGCCAGAGCUGUGGAACUUCAUCGACCAGGAAAUUAGCCUGCAGGAAUGUGACAUAUACAGCUACAAUCCUGACCUGGACUCAGACCCCUUUGGGGAGGAAGGCAGCCUCUGGUCCUUCAACUACUUCUUCUACAACAAGAGGCUGAAGAGGAUUGUAUUCUUCACCUGGCGCUCCGUCAGUGUCCUGAGUGGGUACGGCCGUGGUUGUCUUGACAAAGGGUUGGACAUGGAGCUGAAUGAUGAUGAUGAUGAGGAGGAGAUAGAGGGAUUCACCGAGGACAGGUUCCCCAAAGCUCUCUGUGUCUAACGCUCUCCCGAUGGAAGACAAGCCCAUGUAGGCCGAUACAUCCUCCCCAUUUUGUUUUGUCUUCAUCUUCCCCUCUGUCUCAAUGUUUUGUAGAGCCUGACCCAAAGAGCCAUUUGCGCAUUUAGAGGAAGGAUAUCCCCGACAAGUGCAUGUUUCACAUCAGCUGGAUCCAAACCAUACCGUGAAGGACAUUUUUGAAAUGCCCAUGGUUUCUUCUCUCCCUUUUACUGUGAUUUUUAUCAUCCAUCAUGGUCCCUGACUUAAGAAUUGAACCUAUGCCUGGUUUAUGGUCUAGAGAGACCAUGGACCGCUAACCCUGACAAGCACAUUUUCUUUUAUUGAAGAUCCCAGCAAUCACUAAAUGGAGAUGAUUAAGUCCACAGUUCAACGCCAUCAUUAAAGGGGGGAGGCUAAUUACAUCACUGUGUAGGUCCAAUCUCACGCUGCCACACUGGUUAAAGGGUGGUACAACGAGAGCCAAUCCGAUUGUCUAUCCAGCUGAUUUCCAUUUGUGACUGCUUCCUCCGAGGUGUGGCUUUUAUGUUCGACAGUGACGUUACUGUGAGAACUGAACUUUCAUAGCACUGUGUUUUGAAACAUGCAGCAUUUGUAAUGGAACCUCGUAAUAUGUUAUGUUGAAUCCACUGUAAAAAUAAUCUAAUCCAAUUUUAUUUGUAAAAAAUGAUUGAAUAUCUACUGCACACGACCUUCUGUGGAUGUGAAAUUGAGAUGGCACUGCCAAAGAGCAAUACAACAUAUCACUUUCAUAAGACUCACGUCUAUCAAUAACCAUAUUCACUCUGCAUAAUGUUCCCUUAGAUUACCUCAAUCAUGUCGUAAAACCUGUACCCAUAUUCCACUGCUACAAUCGAACGCAUCCAUUUAUUUCAUGCUCUUUUAAACUUGAAAGGCUUUGGUUUGAAGAGCUACUGAAUGCGGGCAGCAAAGUCAGUGAUAUUUCCAGUAAUUGUUCAUGUUCUACAGUAUUUUUAGGUUAAAAUACCCUUUUAUCUAUGACCUGUUUUGAUUAAACUGAAUAAAGUUGUUUGAACCAAAA